Messenger RNA from Boleophthalmus pectinirostris (great blue-spotted mudskipper), 1904 nucleotides. RefSeq names its product ADP-ribosylation factor related protein 1 (gene arfrp1). Lineage: Eukaryota; Metazoa; Chordata; Actinopteri; Gobiiformes; Gobiidae. Gene Ontology annotation, biological process: protein localization to organelle; intracellular protein transport; Golgi to plasma membrane protein transport. Bases 270 to 875 code for a protein of 201 amino acids. The transcript has 7 exons. Gene Ontology annotation, molecular function: GTP binding; GTPase activity. The record is from RefSeq and is a predicted model, not a curated record. Gene Ontology annotation, cellular component: Golgi apparatus.
AAGAUCUCCCAUGAUCCUCCAGCGCUGUACACGUAUCUCCUGCAACAGCUCGACUUUUACUCACACUAACGACUAGUACGGAGUUUGUGUACUUUUUUGGAUUGUCAGACAUGGUCUGUGACUGACAUAGACGUACCAGGGGGCGGGUCACGCAUGACUGUCCGGGAGAGGAGCACUGUUCUCGGAUGAGAUCACAGUGAAGUCUCGAAGCGGAAAGCGGCUAACCCUCAGUUAGCUUUAGCAAGAGUUUGUUUACAUUGCCGUCCAACAUGUACACUUUAUUAUCUGGCUUAUAUAAGUACAUGUUCCAAAAGGACGAGUACUGCGUCCUUAUCCUGGGACUAGACAACGCAGGGAAAACGACGUUUCUGGAACAAACCAAAACCAAAUUCAGCAAAAAUUACAAAGGAAUGAAUCUUUCUAAGAUAACAACGACAGUUGGCCUAAACAUCGGCACCAUCGAUGUGGGCAAAGCUCGGCUCAUGUUCUGGGAUCUGGGGGGUCAGGAGGAGCUGCAGUCUCUGUGGGACAAAUAUUAUGCUGAGUCACAUGGAGUCAUCUAUGUAAUUGAUUCAACUGAUGAAGAGCGCCUAUCCGAGUCCAAGGAGGCUUUUGAGAAAAUGAUAAGCAGUGAAGCAUUAGAAGGUGUUCCGUUGCUGGUUCUAGCCAACAAACAGGAUGUACCGAACUGCUUAUCUGUGCCUGACAUUAAAACAGCCUUCAGUGACUGUGCCCCAAAGAUUGGCAAAAGAGACUGUUUGGUUCAGCCCUGUACGGCUCUCACAGGAGAUGGGGUGAAUGAAGGCAUUGAGUGGAUGGUGAAGUGUGUGGUGAGGAACAUUCACCGGCCGCCCAGACAAAAGGACAUCACUUAGCUGCUCCUGGUCUAACUGGACUUUACCACUCACAUUCCACCUGCGGCUGGAACUGGUCUACCACCUUGUCCGUUUGUUUGCUGUGACUUUAGACACUGUUUUUUACACACAAGUUCAUCAUUACCAGGUGGGGCACAAGGGCCCCAUGAAGUCAGCAGAACUUUGACGGCAGCCUGGCAGUGUUUGUAUUUUAUUGUUACAGAAUGAAAUUAUAUUUCACACACCUCAUCUCAAAUCCUAAAAAGGCAAUUGUCCUUUUUUAUCAUAAUUAUUGUGUCUAAGUUGUAGUUCUUGAUUAAGUAUACACAUUUGAAGUACCAUAUAAUUGUUUAGCAAUAUUGUAGAACCAGUGCAGCACUGCCUGUGUGCCCUGGCCCAAUGGAGUGGUGUUGAUUAUGAUCAUGAGAUGGCUCCAUUUAGACCCUUUCACAUCUUUGUAACAAUUACUAUGAAAGGCUAAUGCCAAUGUUAAUUUAAUUUGACGUAAAUUGAAACUGACUGUGUUAAUGGACAUAUUGUCACUGUUAUUGGGGAAAACAACUUGUACAGCUUGGAAAGUUGUAUAAACAAUGUAUCAAGUCGUUUGCUCAAGCCAGAGAAAUGGCAAUUAUGUCCUGAGUUGUGGGACACUGGUGAAAAGCCAAAAAAAGGUAGACAAAGACGCUUUGUAUUAAUUGACCAUUAUGCUUAGGAGAAUUGCUGAAAGCAACUGCAGAGAUUGUGACUCAACAUUUUGAUCAACGGAGUGUGUUCUCAGCAUGUGAAUGCAUACGUCAGGAGAAUGAGGACUGCUCUCAUACUAAUCCUGAAUCCGACCUGCCCUACACUACAGAGGAUAUGAAAUGCAAACAUACUUUAGUGGUUUUGCUGUUGGUAACAGGUGUCAUGUUUUAAUGGCAGCAUUCAAAUACAAGUUGGUCUCCUAUUUACUACCUUGUAUGAACCUUUUGUAUUACAUUUGGUGUUUUUCUUGUGUCUUAAUAAAGGGUGAAACAAACUUAUAAAAAAAAAAUAAAGCAUUGUGCAGUA